This is a messenger RNA of Penicillium subrubescens, 1195 nucleotides long. Its product is annotated as thiamine pyrophosphokinase-related protein. Gene Ontology annotation, molecular function: 8-oxo-dGDP phosphatase activity. NCBI's taxonomy places the organism in Eukaryota, Fungi, Ascomycota, Eurotiomycetes, Eurotiales, Aspergillaceae. The coding region runs from base 54 to 1022 and encodes 322 amino acids. The transcript is spliced from 2 exons. The record is from RefSeq and is a predicted model, not a curated record.
CACCCUUUGGAGGUUGAUACAUUAGCUGCAGUAGCUGGUGGCAGAUUGACAAGAUGGCCAAGUCUAAUCUGGAUCUGAUCUGCGAAUGCGAUAACUUCCCCUACUACGAGGACAACCGCGUCGCUUACACCGAGAACCUCAAGAACUACCAUGCCUUCCGCGUUUCUAGCUACGAUGUCACACUAGGAUAUAUCCUGAAUUCUGUGGUCGAGAAGUUUCCCUGGCCGAAAGAGAUCUGGGCCAUCGAUUCUGCAGCCCAGACAGUCACCCUGGUCACACCGGCAGAUGCCGAUCCUGCACACCGCAGCAAGCUCGUUGCUGAGAGUCUCGCCGAGGCUGUCAGACUGGAAUGCUUCGAAGUGCUGAAAGGAUGGCGCAAUGAGAAGUACCCUGUCUAUGGACCUGGGGGUGAAUACCUACUCGAGAUGGAGCGCAGCGCAACACCUUUGUUCGGCAUCGUCUCGUAUGGCGCCCAUAUGACCGGAUACGUGGAAGAUGCGACAGGCUUGAAAUUCUGGAUCCCGCGACGUGCAAAGAAUAAGCAGACCUACCCCAGCAUGCUGGACAACACCGUCGCCGGAGGGAUGUGCACCGGCGAGAAGCCGUUUGAGUGCAUCGUCCGCGAGGCUAUGGAGGAAGCCUCCCUACCAGAAUCGGUUGUACGCGCUUCAAUUGUGCCGGUGGGGUGCGUCACAUAUACCCAUGUGAGAGAUCCUCGUGCUGGUGGAGAGAUCGGCUUGUUGCAGCCGGAGGUUGAGUAUGUCUACGACCUGAAGCUUGAUCCGUCCGUUAUUCCCAAGCCCUGUGACGACGAGGUCGAAGAAUUUAACCUGCUCUCGGUAUCUGAGGUUAAGGAGGCAUUGGCCCGUGGCGAAUUCAAACCGAACUGCUCGAUCAUCAUGAUCGACUUCUUUAUUCGCCAUGGUAUCUUGACCGCCGAGAACGAACCGGAUUAUCUGGACAUCGUGGCGCGCUUACAUCGCCGGAUGGAACACCCAACGGCUUCGCAUUGCUUGAAAUAGAGCUUGGGUAUAGGUUCGGUCUUGUAGAUUACCUUGACCUUGCCCUGUUAGUAGUGGAUUAGCUGAUUGACAUACUCUCUCGAACGCCUGAGAAUAUUCCAGGGCGAAUUUUUGUUACAUAAAGUGUACAAGUCGGACCUAAAUUGCUAGGUUGAAUACAUAGCUCUUGAGAG